This is a messenger RNA of Physella acuta, 795 nucleotides long. RefSeq names its product zinc finger protein 768. NCBI's taxonomy places the organism in Eukaryota, Metazoa, Mollusca, Gastropoda, Physidae. The record is from RefSeq and is a predicted model, not a curated record.
GACGGCAGUAGAGCGAGUGAUCCCAUUUGUCACAAAAGAGGGUUUUUAAAAAAUACGUCAACAAAGAAGGGGACACAAGUAGGAGGAUUUUAGGGACAAACUCGCCAUGUUUAAUCUUAGGCUGAACGCCAUCUUCUCCUGUUUGUUCGGGCUUGUGACCGCUCACGCUGACUACUUCCUGAGGUCACCGGAUGUCGACACCCAGGCCGGUUUUUUCCCGGAUUCCGGCUUUUUGGGCAGUAAUCAACAGUGGGAAACACAUUCGACUGGAUUAGUCUACAAUACGCCAUCACACCACCACUCUACGUACAACGGCCCACCCGUUCACAACCCAAACUAUAACAGCCAACCCGGUCACAGCCCUGGAUACAACAACCAUCCUGGAUACAACGGCCAGGUCCCUGGAUAUUCCAGCCAGAUCAGUGGAUACAAUCCACACAACACUGGAUACAUCAGCCAGACUUCUUUAUUCGAAGAUCCAACACCCAGUUACAGUAGCUACAACGUUAACCGGCAAAUUCCGGUCGUUGAAACGGCUGAUGGAAUAUCUAAACGUUUACAACGAUUAAUGGCGGCACUGUCCCACCGAAAAACCCACACAGCGAAUAAGAGCCUGCCCGCAGCAACACACGUGGAAGACCCCGCAUUUUUACACAUGUUUACCGGCGCCAAGGACAACAAGGGGUAGAACUCUGGUCGCCUACGUGUCUGACUGAGUGAAAGCUGCUUGUCUGGUUGUAGAUGGGGGGUGAAAUCUGUGAUGUGCUGUACACUAAUUAAAACAAAAUUUAAAUU